GCUAAUUUCCUCUAAUCCUUUUUGGUUCAUAACUUACCUUUUUAGUUCAAUAUUUUUGUUUCCCGUUGAUCAUGUCUCUCCAGUUGAUCUUUCUCUGUAUCUGUGCCCUUGCUUCCAUUUCUCAUGGCUCCUUUCCACUCGUAUAUCCUCAGCCAUCAGCAGAGAGCAGCAAUGCAACAAGCCUAUACCUAGCAGUCAUGAUGUCCUUUAAUGGAACAUUUCUCAGUUCUGGGACUAUUCCAGGAAUACAGAUAGCACUGGACCUCAUUAAUGAGCAAGAAGACCUUUUACCUGGCUACAAGCUUCACUAUAUAGCACUAGACUCCAGGUGUAAUCACACCAUUGCAUUGGAUUCGUUAUUUAAACAACUUAUCUCAGAUACACAAAGAGUGGGUGUAAUUGGUGCAGGCUGCUCAGUAGCUACAGAGCCAACGGCUGAGAUUAGUCAUUACUAUAACAUCACCCAGGUUUCAUGUGCCUCUUCUUCGCACAAUUUGGCCAACAGAGUCAAGUACAAAGCAUAUUUUCAAAUGCUUCCAAGUGCAAUAAACUUGGUCCCUGCGAUAGGGGCCAUCUGCCUCCGGUACAGAUGGCGUCAUAUUGGAAUAAUAGCUCAAGACGAAAACCUUUUCACACAAACUGUUGGGAUGCUUACUACUCUUUUUUUGAGUGAGAACAUAACCUGGGGGCUGAGAAAAUUCCAAUCUUCAGACGGACCUACAUCUUUGGGAAAAAAUCUCUUUGAAACGAGAGAAAGGAUUGUAUUUCUAGCAAUGUACCCUGGACAUGCUCUUACUGUUGUUUGUGAGGCCUAUAAGAAAAACCGUGUGUACCCACGCUACACUUUUAUAAUAUAUGGUUGGUAUUCUCCAACCUGGUGGACAUCAUCAGCCUCUUCCAUUGAUUGUUCAAGAGAAGAGAUUGAGUCUGUACUGCAUUAUAGCAUUGCAGUCCUCCAGCACCAAUUUGGCACUGAUAGAACACAAAGCACCAUAUCAGGGAUUAGUUAUGACACAUAUCAUGGAAUGUAUGACAAAAGGCUGUCAAGUUUUGGUUACAGAUACUCGACCCACAACAUACAGUGUUUUGAUGGUGUCUGGGCCUUUGCUCUUGCUCUUAAUCAAACUAUUAAUGAUUUGAAAGAGAAUGAAACACUCAGUAGACUGGCUCAAGAGAGUGAAGGCUGGGAAGAUACUGAAACAGAAUUUAGAAUAGAAAAUGCAACAUACAAGAACAAUGUCAUUCAGCAGAUGAUGUUUGGCCAUCUUGAGAGGACCAAUUUCCUUGGAAUUACAGGAAAUGUAUCUUUCACAAAUAUUGGUAUUAGAAGGGUCAAUAGGCUGAGAGUAUUCCAGUACAGAUACACUGGCAACAAUACAUUUGGUACAGUAGAAUUCGCUUCUGUUCCAGCAUUGGGAAACUACACCACCCUUGAGUAUUACAAUGGAGAAUCAGACUCUACAGUUUGGCCAUCUCAAGUCCCAUACGAUGGUGUGGCAGAGAUUGAAAUUGUGUCAGUCCCAAUACCAAUAUCAGUUGUGUUUUCAUUGCUGGCUGGUGCUGGUAUGAUCUUUGGUGUUAUUUGCUUAGUUUUUGUCAUUGUUUACAAGAAGAACAAGUUGGUCCGUUUAACAAGUCCUAAGCUAAAUGUACUUAUCAUCAUUGGUAGCUUGAUAAUGUAUUUCAGCGUUAUUCUGUAUACUCUGCCUGUGUAUGAUUCUUUUGGAAGGACUCUUCUAUGCAAUCUCGAACCAAGAGUAUUUUCUCUCGGAUAUACUCUCAGCUUUUCGACGAUACUGGCCAAAAUGUGGCGAGUGUAUUAUAUCUUUACUAAUCCAAAGCCAAAUAGAAAAGCUAUCAAGGACUGGCACUUGUCUCUGUUUGUUCUUGCUGCUGUAUCAGUUGAUUUGCUCCUCUUGGGUCUACUGGCUGGAUAUAAGGGAGGGAGGCCUGAGGCAUAUCUGGUCAGGAAUAAUGAAAAUCCUUCAGACGAGAGAGGAACUCUUGGCUACAUAACAGACUACUAUGUAUAUACUUGUGAUUCGCAUGAGCACAGCAUUUUUCUUGGAAUAAUAUUUGGAUUCAAGGCUAUUCUUCAAGUCGCUGCACUUUUCCUUGCCUUUGGCAUACGUAAAGUGAAAGUCAGAGGUCUUAACGAUUCCAAGUUUGUCGGUCUAAUGGUGUACAUAUCAAGCAUCAUACUCACAAUCCAAAUCAUUGUAUCCGUCACCCUCAAUCAUUACCAGUUUGCCUUCUCCAUCCUGUUUGGAUUGUCCAUCAUUAUCAACACUACCGUCAUACUGGGUCUUCUUUUCUUUCCUCAGAUGGUGGGUGUUUAUAAGGAUCCGGAGGGUAAAGAGGUAUUUGUAGGUGAACAGAUGAAAGUGAAAGUGAAAACAGUACUCACCUCCAAUGAAGGUGCUGUAAGCAACAUUGUCAGCAGUCCUUUCAUGGAUGACAAGCAAAAAAUUGAAGCACUCGUUCAAAAGAUUAACGAAAUGCAGGAAAACGAUGUUGAUAUGAAGGACACUGCAACUUAGAUGCGCUUGCUCCUAAUCGCUAUAAACUGUAUCACAAAUAAUUCCUGUCACUUUUUAUUAUCAUUAGCAACAACAUUAUUUAGAAAAAAAAUA
Molecule: messenger RNA, 2633 nt
Organism: Amphimedon queenslandica
Lineage: Eukaryota; Metazoa; Porifera; Demospongiae; Haplosclerida; Niphatidae
Product: gamma-aminobutyric acid type B receptor subunit 2-like
Exons: 16
Coding region: 72-2540 (822 amino acids)
Biological process (GO): gamma-aminobutyric acid signaling pathway; G protein-coupled receptor signaling pathway
Cellular component (GO): membrane; G protein-coupled receptor heterodimeric complex
Molecular function (GO): G protein-coupled GABA receptor activity
Source: RefSeq, a predicted model, not a curated record